Molecule: messenger RNA, 3115 nt
Organism: Oryza sativa Japonica Group (Japanese rice)
Lineage: Eukaryota; Viridiplantae; Streptophyta; Magnoliopsida; Poales; Poaceae
Product: 1-aminocyclopropane-1-carboxylate oxidase 1
Source: RefSeq, a predicted model, not a curated record
CCACCUCGCCCACACUUCGCCGGGGCUCCACAUCUCCUCUCCUCCCACAGUCGGCGGUCCUGCCUCUCCCCAUCCGGCGGCCUCGAGCUUGAGCUCCUCUUCCUCUUCUCUCCUCCGAUGGCUGGCGGCCUCACCUCUCCCCCCAUCCGGCGGUCCUCUCCUCGGUGGAGCCUCGAAUCGGACAACGUCGACCAGAUCGACACGACAAGGAGGUUGAGGCAGAUGUGGAUCGAGGCGGCCUUCGUCGGGCCACCACUGCGGACGGGUCGAGGUGGCCGUCGUCGAGCUGCUACUGCACAGGUUGACAACGACGAUGAGCGACGGCUUGUAAAUACAUAGUACAAUAUGUACAUGAGCAAUCCAGGAGGCGACUCCACCAGGUCUGAACCACCUUCCUAGCUCACCACCUUGCCACCAUCGGCAACGUCACCCACCCACUUCCGAUGCCUGCCCUCUCCUCUCCUCUCACAUUCUUUUUCUUUCUCUCUCUGCCUAAUACAGAUAUUUUUCUUCUAUGAAUUCAAUUCAUAUUUUCUCGAUCCAUAAACACUGACGGCAAGAGCGAGCCAUCACAGACGACACUCUUGCUCCAUGUGGGCAUCGGUUGGUGCCUAGAGAGCUGAUUUGAUAGGAUGAGGUUGGUCGGUUUGUUUUGAACGUGGACUAAUCAACGUGAAGCAGGGAAGCCUUUAGAGGAGGUUGGCUUGUUCGGUUUAGUAGGUGGUUAUAGAGGUGGUAUUGGCCGGACACAAUGUACGGUUUUUUCCUAACAAACUAAGCACUGUAUGUUUUUUUUGCAUAAUGUAUGGUUUGAUAUUUUUUUUCUUAAAAUGUUAUAUCUUCUUUAAUAUAAUAAAUUGCCACACCCUUUUUAAAAAACCUGAUAUGUGUCCAUAGGACCUAGCCAUGUGAAGUCUACAUUUGACAAAUCAAAUUGAUCAGGUCUGGGCCAGGUGUACUAUGCCCAAAAUUCUGUCAUCAUCAAAUCCAAAAAGCAAGGAACAGUCUCUUAUCGAUCUGUAGUUCUCUACUUAAUAGAGUUGAUCACUUAGGUUAGGUAUAUAGAAUAGUAACCACCACUACCAUUAUAGUAUUACACUAUAGUACUACUACAUCACAAAGGCAUUAGACAUUAAUUAGGAGUAAGAGCAAAUCUUGUGGAGAACCUUUUUGUGACUGUGUCGGGUAACCGGCAUGAACUCAACCUGCGGCGUGCACAGGACACAGUGUGAUCAGAUCAGAUAAUCAGAUUAGCAGCUUAGCUUAGCUUAGCUUGCUUACGUCCACACUACUUUACUCUCCGUUGGACCAAAUCACUAAACUUUGUCGUAAACUCGUACUACCUCCGUGCCAUAAUAAGUGUAGCCAUAAGUUUCCGCGUCCAACUUUGAUCGUCCGUCUUAUUUGAAACUUUUUUAUAAUUAGUAUUUUUGUUGUUAUGAGAUGAUAAAACAUGAAUAGUACUUUACUCGUGACUUAUGUUUUUAAUUUUUUUAAAAAAAUUUUCAAAUAAGACGAACGGUUAAAGUUAGAUGCGGAAAACCAUGGCUGCACUUAUUUUGAGAUGUAGGAAGUAAGGCAUACCGCACACCACGUCCUGGGGGUCAGGCAGUCAGCCUAGUGAAAAAGAUAACUGUGCAAGCUAGCUUCUCGCUCUCGCGCCUAUAAAUUGGGCGCUCGCCGCCGGCCUCAGAGUGCACACACAGACACACAGACGCACUCACACACUCAGCUUAAGCGAGCGAGCGAGUGAACGAGAGAGAGAGACAGAGAUGGCGAGUGUUGCCUCCUUCCCGGUGAUCAACAUGGAGAACCUGGAGACCGAGGAGAGGGGCGCAGCAAUGGAGGUCAUCCGCGACGCCUGCGAGAACUGGGGCUUCUUCGAGAUGCUGAACCAUGGCAUCGCGCACGAGCUGAUGGACGAGGUGGAGCGGGUGAGCAAGGCGCACUACGCCAACUGCCGGGAGGAGAAGUUCAAGGAGUUCGCGCGGCGGAUGCUGGAGGCCGGCGAGAAGGGCGCCGACGUGAAGGGCAUCGACUGGGAGAGCACCUUCUUCGUCCGCCACCGCCCCGUCUCCAACCUCGCCGACCUCCCCGACGUCGACGACCACUACAGGCAGGUGAUGAAGCAAUUUGCGUCGGAGAUCGAGAAGCUCUCGGAGAGGGUGCUGGACCUGCUGUGCGAGAAUCUGGGCCUGGAGAAGGGUUACCUGAAGAAGGCCUUCGCCGGGUCGAACGGCCCAACGUUCGGCACCAAGGUGAGCAGCUACCCGCCGUGCCCGCGCCCCGAUCUCGUCGACGGCCUCCGCGCCCACACCGACGCCGGUGGCAUCAUCCUGCUGUUCCAGGACGACCAGGUGAGCGGCCUCCAGCUGCUCAAGGACGGGGAGUGGGUGGACGUGCCGCCCAUGCGCCACGCCAUCGUCGCCAACAUCGGCGACCAGCUGGAGGUGAUCACCAACGGCAGGUACAAGAGCGUCAUGCACCGCGUCCUCACGCGCCCCGACGGCAACCGCAUGUCCAUCGCCUCCUUCUACAACCCCGGCGCCGACGCCGUCAUCUUCCCGGCGCCCGCGCUCGCCGCCGCCGACGCGGCGGCGGCCGCCUACCCGAGGUUCGUGUUCGAGGACUACAUGAACCUGUACGUGCGCCACAAGUUCGAGGCCAAGGAGCCACGCUUCGAGGCCAUGAAGUCCGCCGCCGAGGUCGUCCACGCGGCGCCCAUCGCCACCGCUUGAUAAGGAUCAGACUUCACUAGCUACGGCUGCGCGUGCCAUGAUCCAGAUAUAUGGGAUGUGUACGGUAGUGUACGUGGUGCUGUACAUGCCGUCCCGUGUUUUUCUGCGUAAUGUUUUUACGUACUAGACUACUACUAGUGUGUGUACGUAACCUGGGGAUGUAAGUAUCGCGUCAAGUACUCAAGUGUGUGUAACGGGCGCUCUAAUCGUAUUGUUCUGUGCUUCAAUGGCUACCACGUUAGAUGGGCCUUGUGCUAAUGUUGUUUUAUGCUACUUCCGCUGUCGCCUUAGAUGGGCCUUGUUGUAUAAUGUCUCGUCGACACAUCUGUGCUUUUCUGGGUGUGUUUAGUUGGGGAAAAUGAAAUUCUUGGCUGUCA